CAGCAGAGGGAGAGCCAACGGCGUCUCAGCCAGGAUGCCACGCAGCAGGAGUGAACAGUACCAGCUGAAUAACGCAGCCUGUGGCGCAUUUGGACAGGGCCUUCCACAGCCUCAUAAUAACCACAGCACACUGGGACUCAACAAGUACGCCUCCCUCAAAGCUGUGGCAGAAACCGCUUCCCGUAGCUACUAUAAGAGCUUUCCUGUCAUGGACUUCUCCAGUUACCAACCCGUAGCGCCUCCUGCCUUCCAGCCCUCGCAGCCUAAGGAGAAGUCCUACAUCCACCAGCCUCUGCCUGGGCACCGCGACCUCCACACCCCUCUGUCCAUCUCCAUCCCGUCCAACCACCUGGAGCACUCGCGCCUCCCCAAGACCACCACGCACCCGUUCAUCUCCAACUCGGCCUUCAAAUCCUGGGAACCGGCCGGCCGCCACGUCCACAGGCAGACCUCCGCUCCGGCCCACACAUCCUCCUCUCUGCACAGCUCCACCCGGAGACACGGCUAUUCAACGCGGCGGCAGCAGAGCAUAGAGAACCUGCAAGAAGUGGUUAAUCAGUCCUACGGAGGUAUGUACGGAGGAGGAGGAGGAGGAGGGCAGGGUCGCCACACGCACAGCCAGCACACUUCUCAACCCUCAUACUACAACCAUACCAGGCCAAAGAGCUACUCCACCCACAGCGCCACCGAGGUGACUGUCUGAGUGUUUCAGUGAGAGUGACCUACCGCAAUGCUAAACUCAAGAAAAACUUUGGAGCGAGCCAGGUACUGCACUUCCUUACAGUCCAACAUGACCGGGGGUUAAGCAAGGACACGCCUUCCAAUGUACAUGAUAAAAGCAAGAGCUCAGAUUUUCAAUGUGUGGAAAAACACCAGGAGACAGACUCAUUGCUGCACAUGAAGGACUCACUCUAGAAGAUGGGUUAAAAACACGCUCAGGCUCCUCUCUGCUGCAUAGGGCUUGUACAUGUUUAACCGCUGCAGUUUGGCUAUAUCACAGAAUUACGGUUGAUCAAGCCCUGUAGAGAUCCUGUCUGGAUGAAACUAAUGUUUCUCUGUCUAUAUUUUAGAACUCGGAGCUUGGUUUUGUCCACAAACAUGGUUUUAUUUGUAAUGUUUUGGUUUUAAUAUGGAUGUUGGAGGAGAAAAUUCCAAACUUGUGUUAGCCUAGUAAAGGUUCUGUUAGCUAGCCUGAAUAUGACACCAAAAAACGACUAGUCACACUGUCAUUAGUUCCUUUACUCCAAAAAAAGCCACAUUUUAGGGAACGUAUAUUAUGGUUUCUUGCCUGGAGUAAAGAUAGUGAAUCAGUAACACUGCUGAGCAAUAUGGCAGAGUUGGGAGUAGAUGGAGUUAGCUGCCUGGCUAACCAGUUGAUCAUAUUAAGUCUGGGGUGAAACAAUGAGUGCUCAUUUUACCAGAGUCUGGUACGGCCCAGAACAGAAACACCCAGUAUAUUUUCAUAACACAAGAGGAAGAGGCUAAUUUUAGCAUUUUUCAUUGUUUUUUUACUAAAAUGUUCUAAUUCCAUCAACAUAAACCUUGAUACAGAAACAUGUAGCUCAUCCAAUAGGAGAAUCAUAUAAAAUUAAAAAUGGGUUUACUAUAAUUGCUUUUUGUUUCUGUAUUUAUAAUAAUGCGAUCAGGUUGUCAAGCAAAUCAUUUGAAAAGCUAGCAUACAAGCUAAUAUUGCUACUAGUCAUUUUGCUAACUUUUUUGUCCAAAGAAAUUCAAACUAUUGGAGAAACUGGAAAGCUUUGUCAUUAGUAGUAGUUCUCAAAGACAAUUUUCAUUCUUAAAACCAAAUGUUGUCUCAAGGUAGUUGAAGUAAAUAAAUGUUUUUUUCAGAAAUAGUUACAUAGUAAAUUAUAAUUAGCCUCUGUACAAACUGGGAUUAUGUAUAUAAAACUGCUCCUUUGAGUUUUAUAAUUCAAACAUGGUGUUUAUUUUGGGCAUUUUCAAUAAAUAUAGGGAGCAAUAGAAUUAAGAAAUGAUGCAGUGCCUUGCAAAAGUAUUUAUUCCACCUGAAUUAUGAAUUAUGUCAUAUUUAGUCACUUAAUCACAGCCUUCAGUGUAAUUUACGUGGUUUUAUGUUAUAUAUAUGUUUUUUUUACAAAUAAGAAUAUAAAAAGUGAGUUUUUAGCCACUUUACACAGACACCCAAAAAUAAAAUCCUGUGCAAUCAACUCCCCUGAGAAAUCUUCUUUUGUUUCCAAUUUAAUCUCAGAAUAAAUUCACAAAAAAAAAAAAAAAAA
Molecule: messenger RNA, 2255 nt
Organism: Gambusia affinis (western mosquitofish)
Lineage: Eukaryota; Metazoa; Chordata; Actinopteri; Cyprinodontiformes; Poeciliidae
Exons: 3
Coding region: 35-703 (222 amino acids)
Source: RefSeq, a predicted model, not a curated record